AUGAAGCCGUUUCGACUCCAGAAUCGUGAUGGACUCAGCAAUCAGUACACCAAUGAGUGGUAUGAAUACGAGCCGGUCAGGCAUUGCACCGCAUCGAAACCGGACUGCGAUUCUCCUUACUACUGGUGUGAUAUGAGGGCUUGGCGUUGUCGAAGCAAGGUAGUUCUUGGCGGCAACUGUACCGGUUUCGAAGGGACGGCAAUUUGUUACAACUCAACCUGCCAAAACAAACGCUGCCAACUUCCACCUCGCCUUCUGCAAUCGAUGCGAAGUCGAAAGUCAGCUGAAUCACCAUCGGGUGACUACGUAUGGACGAAAACGGUGCUCAUCGAUCAGUAUGGAAAAGGUAUUCGAGACGACCUCGCCCAUGUCAAAAUUAUCAAUCAAAUGACCGCCGAGAAUUCCACAGCUUAUCAACAGAGCGAGGUUACCUAUCCGGAAAUGGAUGGUAUUGUCUACCUGCCAGUGCCAAAACCACGUGCCGGAAUGGUUCAGGAGGUUACACUCGAAGCUCGUGACGGUUUCGGGCGCUAUUGCCAGGCUCAUUGUUACAAUACUACAGAAGAACGCUAUCAGGUUUGCCAACCAAAGAUGAAAAUCGGUGUUCGAGCUGAAUCGUCAUCACCUAUUUCGUAUACUCACUCAAUGACAUCUAGAAGGUAUACUCUCUCUUCAUUCGCUUAA
Cooperia oncophora is the source of this 684-nucleotide messenger RNA. Lineage: Eukaryota; Metazoa; Nematoda; Chromadorea; Rhabditida; Trichostrongylidae. The record is from the annotation of a GenBank genome assembly.